Molecule: messenger RNA, 2035 nt
Organism: Gavialis gangeticus (Gharial)
Lineage: Eukaryota; Metazoa; Chordata; Crocodylia; Gavialidae
Gene: SOCS4
Product: suppressor of cytokine signaling 4
Exons: 2
Coding region: 198-1505 (435 amino acids)
Biological process (GO): phosphatidylinositol phosphate biosynthetic process; positive regulation of proteasomal ubiquitin-dependent protein catabolic process; negative regulation of epidermal growth factor-activated receptor activity
Cellular component (GO): phosphatidylinositol 3-kinase complex
Molecular function (GO): 1-phosphatidylinositol-3-kinase regulator activity
Source: RefSeq, a predicted model, not a curated record
AGUUUUUCCUAACAUCCAACCUCAACUUCCCUUGCUGCAACUCGAGCCCAUUGCUCCUUGUUCUGUCGUCUGCCAGACCCAUCCACAGAUGUAGCAGAUACUUCCAGGAAGUGCCUGAAAGAAGCUUCCUCUCAUCGAAACCAUUAAGAGAAAAAGUCUACGUACAACUCUGGGACUUGUGGAGUUAAUCUGUCAAAAUGGCAGAAAAUAAGGAAAGUAAUAGUAAAAAUGUAGAUGUGAGACCCAAAACCAGCCGGAGCAGAAGUGCAGACAGAAAGGAUGGCUAUGUAUGGAGCGGAAAGAAGCUCUCGUGGUCCAGAAAGAGUGAGCAUUGUUCUGAAGCAGAAACAGUAAGUAGUUUAGGCAAGCCAGCAGCUGGUUUGAGGAACCAAGAAAGGAAGCACAGCUGUUCAUCUGUUGAACUGGAGUUAGAUCGUUCAUGCGGCCACAGAUUUUUAGGGCGGUCUUUUAAGCAGAAGUUGCAGGAUGCUGUGGGGCAAUGCUUUCCUCUAAAGAACUGUAGCAGUCGACAUUCUUCAAUGCUUCCAUCAAAAAGGAAAAUUCAUAUCAGUGAACUGAUGCUAGAUAAGUGCCCUUUCCCGCCACGCUCAGAGCUAGCUUCUCGAUGGCACUUAAUUAAAAGGCAUACUGCUCCCAUAAGUCAAAAACCAGAAGACUGGAUGGUUGCUGAUUUAUCCCAAAGUGAGGAGAGGGAUAACCAGCUGAGAGAUAGAGAGAGUUUCAGUGGAGGAGUGAGCUCUCUUCAGUCAUGUGAUAUUCUGGAUGACGAUUCCUGUAACUGUGAUCCUAGGGCUGAGUUGGGCGUGAGUCAGGUGUUAAAGAAUGAGAAAGACGAGAGUGAUAUGGACUCUGAUGAUGAAGUUAUAACGCUUUGCACGAGUUCUAGGAAGAGAAACAAACCCAAGUGGGAAACCGAUGAUGAGUUGUUGCAGUUGGAAAAGCCUCCUAAAUAUCAUACUCAGAUUGAUUAUGUCCACUGUCUUGUCCCAGACCUCCUGCAGAUCAAUAACAAUCCAUGCUACUGGGGAGUAAUGGAUAAAUAUGCAGCUGAGGCCCUGCUGGAAGGAAAGCCAGAAGGAACUUUUUUACUCCGAGACUCUGCCCAAGAAGACUACCUGUUUUCUGUCAGUUUUAGGCGGUACAGUCGUUCCCUUCAUGCAAGGAUAGAACAGUGGAAUCAUAACUUCAGCUUUGAUGCACAUGACCCUUGCGUCUUCCACUCUCCAGACAUAACUGGGCUCUUAGAGCAUUACAAAGACCCAAGUUCUUGUAUGUUCUUUGAACCACUUUUAUCUACUCCCUUACACAGGACUUUUCCUUUUUCCCUUCAGCAUAUAUGCAGAACAGUUAUUUGCAACUGCACAACAUAUGAUGGCAUUGAUGCACUUCCUGUUCCUCCAUCUGUGAAGCUGUAUCUGAAGGAAUAUCACUAUAAAUCAAAAGUUAGAGUACUCAGGAUUGAUAUGCCAGAGCAGCAAAGCUAGAAAUUAUUUUUUGUGGGUGUAAUGGGAAGCAGGCAAAGGAUGUGUUCUAUCUUUCCUCUCUUGAAUUUAUUUAAUGGCAGGCUUUUUCACCUACAGAUUAUCUAUGAUCCAACUUGACUUCUGUCUGGGGCCUUUUACCAGAAUGCACUUUGUCUUCCCACCCCUUCUUUGUAGAAAAGGUAUUCAAGGCUGCGGGAGAGUGGGUGUGUUUGGUUUGGGGUUAUUUUCCCUUUGGUGAUGUUCGCACCUUAGGGGUUUUAUGGAAUUUCAGGUAGGGUUUCUGGUAUUUCCAUAUAGAGAUAGCCUUUAGAUUUAAAAAUUUUAAAAAUCCAGAUUUGAAUUUGAUCUGUCUUUUAUAUUGUAAUUUGUAUAUGUUGCGGACAUGUUUGAGACCUUGUAUGUAUUCUAAACUGAAGAUUGACUAAUGUGUAUUUUUUACAUUUCUUUUAAAAUGAGUGCUACACCAUCUUUCUCUGUGUAUGUAUGAAUGUGUGUGUGUAAUACAGAGUAAAUUCAUCCAUCUAUUUUAA